AUGGCUAUCGAAUCCUCCUAUCCGGCCUUGAGCGCGAAUCUAGAUCUCCGGGGUGAACAGUUUCAAGCAAACAAAGAGAGCUGGACACCCGUGCUUGACACGUUCGAGAAAGCUCUAAAGCAAGUCUCCGCUGAAGGCAACGAUGUUUCUCUGCAAAGACAUCAAACCCGGGGCCAACUGCUGCCCAGGGACCGUGUCGCACUCUUGUUGGACCAGGACUCGCCAUUCUUGGAACUUGGAGUGUUUGCUGGGUAUCAAAAUGAGGAUUCGACUCCAUGCGCGAAUUUGAUUUCGGGCAUUGGAAACGUUUGUAGACGUCCUUGUCUGCUCAUGUCGCAUAUCCCAACACAAAGUGGUGGCGCCUGGAAUGAAAUGACAGUGUUGAAAGUUAACCGAAUGAUGGAAAUCGCUUUUGAGAAUGAUCUUCCUCUUAUCUCCCUGGUCCAAUCUGCUGGUGUCUUCCUGCCUCAGCAGUUUCGAGUCUUCCACAAGGGAGGUCAGCUGUUCCGCGACCUCGCUGUUCGCACGCAGCAUGGUAAGCCAUCAUGUGCAAUUGUGUUUGGAUCCUCAACCGCGGGCGGCGCAUAUCAUCCGGCCUUGUCGGACUACACAAUCUUCGUUGAGAAUCAGGCCCAGGCAUUCUUGGGUGGGCCGCCCCUUGUGAAGAUGGCUACAGGCGAGGCCAUUGGAGCAGAAGAGCUGGGAGGUGCUAAGGUGCAUGGCAUUACAACUGGACUUGCGGACCAGAUUGCAACUGAUGAAUUUGAUGCUAUUCAAAAAUCCCGAGAGUGGGUUGCUUCGCUGAAGAUGCGCAGCCCCCUACGACUCGAGUUGAUUGAACCACUUGCACCACGCUAUCCUGUUGAAGAUUUGUUUGCUCUCGUAAAUCCCGAUAUCCGCAAGCCAUUUGACAUGAGCGAAGUUCUUUUGCGCCUUGUGGAUGACUCUCGACUCUCUGUGUUUAAGCCCAAGUAUGGCCCAAAUAUCAUCACCGCCUGGGCUCACAUCAUGGGCUUCCCCGUGGGCAUUGUUGCAAAUCAGAUUUCUGUCAUCAACCCCAAUGAAGCCGCAAAAGCUGCCCAGUUCAUCCGAAUGUGCAACCAACAAAAUACCCCCAUCAUCUUUCUGCACAAUGUUACAGGGUUCAUGGUUGGGGCCAAGGCCGAGCACGCAGGAAUUAUCAAGAUGGGCGCCCAGCUUGUUUCUGCAGUGAGCUGCUCUACAGUGCCACAUAUCUCCGUCAUCCUCGGAGCAUCCUAUGGAGCGGGUAACUAUGCGAUGUGCGGCAAGGCCUACAAGCCACGCUUUUUGUUCACCUGGCCGACUGGUCGUUGCAGCGUUAUGGGCCCGGACCAGCUAUCCGGUGUGAUGGAGAGGGUACAGCAAGCAAGCGCCAAGUCUAAGGGACAGGCGCUGUCUCCGGAAAAGCUACAGAAGCAGGUGAAGAAGUUCAGGGAUCGGGUCCAGAGAGAUGCGGAAUGUUACUCGACCAGCUCGAUGCUUAUCGACGAUGGUAUUAUCGAUCCUCGGGAUACGCGCGACGUACUGGGAAUGUGUCUGGAAGUGGUGACUCUCCAUGGCGUGAAUGAUACGGAGUCUCAUAGAUUGCUUGCGAGAAUUUAG
This is a messenger RNA of Aspergillus ruber CBS 135680, 1623 nucleotides long. RefSeq names its product acyl-CoA carboxylase subunit beta. The record is from RefSeq and is a predicted model, not a curated record. Gene Ontology annotation, molecular function: ligase activity. NCBI's taxonomy places the organism in Eukaryota, Fungi, Ascomycota, Eurotiomycetes, Eurotiales, Aspergillaceae. The coding region runs from base 1 to 1623 and encodes 540 amino acids. The transcript is spliced from 8 exons.